AUGGAUAUGACGGGCGACACCAUUAAGGUCGUUGUCCCACGACGGCGGCAGAAUGAUUCCAAUGACAGACAACUCUCAGUGGAUCAGGCUUUCCAAUACACUCCCAUGACCAUGCCGAUUCUCCAGCCGAAUGAAUGCGUACCUUUUCCUCAAGUUGCGUGCUCCAAUGAUUCGCGGCUCACUUCUCCUUCCGAACGCCAGGCAGUAUAUCGAAGCGAACUAGACACUCCCGCGACCAGAGAACGUCUGGCGGUCCUGCUUGAUCCUCGCCGCUUAUCUGAGAUCAAGUUUCCUCGAGCCCCAGUCCAGAAUGACAACUCCAUCAGGGCAGAACUGAACUCCAUACCAAAGAUGGUUCUCAAAAUGUCCAAAAUAGAUUAUACAUACAAGUCUUCGACAACUGGAACCCCCCCUGCAGCCCGGAAGAAAACCCUUCAGAUGCCCAUCACUAAACCAGCCUCCAUUAUUAUCGACAUACCGAAGCCGCCCCCGUCCUUCAGAAAAGAGGACUACGUCAAUAUACAAGAUACUCCAAAACGACAGAACGAGCCUCCGCCACCUACCAAGCCCGUUUUAGCAACCACCUCCAAGAAACAGAAGGAUGACCAGCUUUUAGCGAGCUUUGAAAGCCAACUCGGCGAGAUUUUCGAGAUUCGAGAUCAAAUUGACCUCAACAACUCAGCAGAACGACAGGGAUCGCCCAAUGGCAUUUUCGAUCUGCCCGACGAUGAAGACGACACUGAACCCCGACUUGCAAUCCGUUUACAGGAGAAACUUCAAUCGACCUUGAAUCAGCUCCUAACAUCAGGUCGGCUCUGUGAUGUUUCUCCGGAAUAUCUUCAGCGACUUCAAAAAAUAUGUGAGCCGGUGAUAGAACGUGCACAGGCAAUCAACUUGCAAGUACCUCCGGGCGCAUCCGAUGAGGAUACAUCCACUUGGCUGUCGAAGCUUCACACUGCGGAGAGCGGAGCUGCUUCAGCGUGCACUCUAAUCUACACCGUUCUAGGUGCUCCCCAGAAUCAAGACCUUCUCAAUCUGGAAGCACUGCAAUGGUUGCCCAAUGUACUGGUGAACUUAUUUGAGAACUGUUUAAUCCCGAUUGUCGAGGCCCGUCCAGAUGGACAGAACAGUGAACUUUUCAGUUACGCCUCGGCGCACCACGAACCUCUCAAACGGUUGCUAGAUGUUGGACGCAAACUGCUGGAUCUUGUGGCGAGGAUGUGCGUGGAAAUUAAAGGAGCCGGGUCUCUUGUUAAUGCCACUGAGUUCCUAGCAGCAAAGCUCAUUUUUGUCCAGAAUGCCUAUAACGACAAAGCAUCCGCACUUGGGUCUCAAGCGUACGAGCGGUUGAGAAAACAAGCCAUGGCUGCUCUUGCCAGACUCUACGCAGCCUUCCCUAGUGAGCGGCGGGCAAUAUUGGACGAAGUCUUGACGUCCUUAGACAAGCUGCCUUCAAAUAGCAGGAGUGCAAGACAAUAUAAGCUCGCACCUGGCAAGAAUAUCCAACUGGUCUCUGCUCUUUUCAUGCAGCUAGUACAGACCUCGGCUAUGCAAACAGGUAUGAAAAGAAGCCGAAAAUCACGACGAGGACCUAGGAAGGAAUCGCAGGCAUCCGACAGUUCAGACCAGAGUGAGGAUUCAGCCAGUGAUAUGGAGGUUGACUCAGUUUCCACAACACAAGAGAUUGAGAAGAGACCGUUAUCAAGGCUAGGUGAGAUGGCACAGAGUCUGUUCCAUGAUGCAUCAUCGAGUGCCCAUCAAAUUGUCAUGUGGAUGAUUGACAAGGCUUCUAAAGUCACCAAGACUGGCGAUUCGCCUUACCGCAAUAUCCUCGAUCUGUUUGUGGAAGACCUCACUCUGGUGCUUCCCUUACCGGACUGGCCAGCGUCUGAGUUGCUUCUCACAGCGCUGGCUCUUCGAAUGAAAAGCCUUGCCGAAACAGACAAGUCAGCCUCGACGAAGAACAUGGCUCUUGAAUCCUUGGGAGUGAUGGGGUCUGCGAUAUCCCAAAUCCGUGCAUCUGCUCGAAGCUCGCUUUCAGCAUUCACGGGGGAGGGAGAGUCACACACAACCACUAUUGCCCGAGAUCUGUCGGACUCUGUCAAGGAGCGGCCUCAUUUUCUUCUCGAUGCCCACGAACUUGUAUCGGCCAGGGGGCCAUUUUCCAUUGUCUAUUCCUACUUGAGCCAGAGAGGAGGGGAGGGUCUGAGAACCAAAUCUGCACAGGCAUUCUUCCUUGUGAAGUUCGGAGGUCUCAUUUAUCAAGCCUCUACACAGCCACAGGAUAAAGAACGGGACUUUGAACUCGACUCGACACUUGAGAGGACAGUUUCGGCGAUAUUGCAACAGCUAUCCGGAUCAGUCAAAUACAAUGAGAUCGCUAACGAUCACACCAAAGUUACUGAACACGAAGCCCAAUUAGCCUAUAUGCUGAGCAUUCUCAACGGGCGAUUUUGUCGGAUGUUUUUGGAAAUCGCCACAACGCUAAGUUCGUCGAUCGCGAGUGAUCAGGCUCAAGUUCGCACUCGCAGCCUGAAGAGCUUCGUCGCUAUGCUGGAGAUCGAUUCAAGUCUGCUCGAUUGGGGACCGGCUCUGGUGGACAUGGUCUUGAAGUGUGCUUCAGAUGACUCGUCCAUGGUGAGGGAUUCUGCCUUGACACUGAUUGCCAGAUUCAUCAUGCCAAGGCCCGCACUUCAGAAAAAGGCAUUCAUGGUGCUUCUCAAAUGUACUGACGAUCCUAACGUUGGGGUGCAGAAAAGAGCCAUGGCUCAUUUAAAAGAUGUCUAUUUGAAGGAGGGGAGAGCAAAUGUGAAAGAAGCUAUCGCGGUCGAGUUCCUGAAACGGACUGCCCAUCAAGAAACCUCCGUGGCUGAGCUUGCAAAAAAGAUAUUGGCAGAGAUCUGGGUUGAUCCUAAACUGGCAACGCUGAGCUCUGCAGCCGAGUCUGCGCAUCUGGAUGUCGCUAUUGAGGACCUCAAAUCUCACAUUGUCAGAUGUGUUGGAAACGACACGGCGCGGCUGGCACCACUUCUGAAGGAGUUCUUAGUCUGGAAGCUGAAAGACUCCAAACACAUUGACCAGAUCCAGCAUCUCUGCGCCCGUAUUGUCAAGAAACUCCUGGACGCCGCCAAUAGCUCUGAGUCGGGACCGGCAGAGUUGGCGACUCUUGUUGCAUUUGUUGAAGCUCGACCGGAAGCGGUGGUGCCCGCAGAUCUAACCAGUUUGAAGAGCUAUCUCAAAGACUUGGCUAAACAGGAUAACAUCCCAAAGUUCAAAUCAGUUGUGGCCAUAUUUCGUCUGGUUCUGCCACAACUGUCCAGCACUCAAGCUCCACUGCUGCAAGAGGUUCAGAAGGACCUUCUGAGAGCUAGUCCGAAGCUUGUGCAACGCGAAGUGAUUGAGGAGGUGAUGUGGUGCCUCAGAAGCAUCGACGGGGUGCUGCACGAGACCGUCAAGCUUGCUAGGUUCACGAUAUCACUGGUGCGGAAUGUGCUACGCAGCGAAACUUCGCGAGGGACGGCGCCCGCGUCACCAGAGAAGAUGGAGGAGACCAAGAGAAAACGGAUGUGCUUGCGGUUGCUUGGUGUCGCAGGAAAAGUCUUCGACUUGGAACAAUAUCGCGAGGAGUUUCGCAGACUCUUUCCUACAUACAAAGGUGACUCAGUUGCAGGGGUGAUUGCAGACUGCAUUUGGGAACACACUUCUAGAGACUGCCCUAUUGAGAUCCAAGUUAGGGCGCUGGAGUGUCUCGGUCUCGUCUGUCAAGCAUGGCCGGGCCAAUUCAACAAACGGCAUAUUCGAGAAACGUUCUUCCAGGUCCUAGAUGGAACGUCUUUCAGUAAGCUGGACAAAUGUGACGUGGAGAAGAUGCAGAUUACAGUGCUCGAGGUAUUUCAAGAAUUGUACGGGAAGCGGGCGGCUGUCAAAGAGGUGGCGAAGAAGGGCGAGAGCGAUGGUGAGGUGCAGGCUUUGAAAAACAUUGGUGGCGACAGCAAGACCCGCGAGGAUGACAGUGCGAUUGCGACCAUCACCAACCCGCUGGUUGACCACCUCUUGCACAUCAUCACGUCUGAAACUGGUAUGAAAGCACUGCUCGCAGCUCAAACACUGGCCAGCAUCGACCACCAGGGUAUGACGCACCCAAAACAAAGUACGUCGGCGUUUGUGGCUCUGGAGACCAGUACGGAGCCCCAGGUUGCCCGUGUUGCCCGGAUUGCCCAUGAGCACUUGCAUCAACAGCACGAAUCCGUCUGUGAGAGAGAGUAUGUCAACGCCGUGUUCGCCGCCUUUCGAUAUCAGAACGAGGUAAUCAAGAAUCCGCAAGGAGGGUUGGUUCCGGGAUACACGGCCAAACUUGCCACGGCUUUUGCCAUCAUUAGCACCAGUGGCUCAAAGUACGUGAAGAAGUUCAUCAGCAAUCUAAUUUCGAAACUCAACACCGAGUACUCCAAACUGGAUGUGGCAGGGGAUGAGAUUCCCGAACAUCUCUUAUUUGUCCUAUUUGUGACUCAGAACCUGGCAUUCUUUGAGUAUAAGAAGAUGGACGAGCUUCUGCAUACUGUGUUACAGCUAGAGCUGGCAUUUGGUCGAAAUGGUGGCGAAACAGCACAGGCGAUCGAGUCACACCUUGGACCUACCCCCGUCAAGCACGCAGAGACUGAAGGGGCCGAAGUGGUUACCCCCGACCCAGCACCUCUUGUGGAUCCGGCCAUGUUAAGAUCGCUGACGACGGCAGCUUGCGCCAUCACACUGAUCUCCGAGGCGAGGAACUUUCUGAAGAGACAGUACGGGCUGUCGCGAGAUGUCAGGGGAGCGAUGCAACAGAACAAGCAGACCAAGGAAGCUGGAAAGGAACCAGUCAGGGUACAUGGAAUCACUGGGGACAAGUUCUGGCACAACUCCAACGCGGUUCUUGAAUCGCUCAACAGUGCAAGCGCAAUGGUUGCGAGAUGCCGAGAAUUUGUUCAACUUGUGGCUAUCGACGAUGAAGUCAAGAUUGCCGAGGAGGCAGCAAUGGGCGCAAUGAUGGAUGUGACCCCGGACCAACCUCCGAGCGCGCAACGCGGUCGAAAGCGCAAAAGUAUCUCUGGGUCGAUCGGAGGGACGCCAAAGCGAGCUCGAGGGCGACCGCCAAAGAAUGGCCAUGCGCAACGAUCAGCGAGUGUGUCCUCGAUGGAGAAUGGGGACGACGAAGAUUUUUAA
Molecule: messenger RNA, 5202 nt
Organism: Fonsecaea monophora
Lineage: Eukaryota; Fungi; Ascomycota; Eurotiomycetes; Chaetothyriales; Herpotrichiellaceae
Exons: 2
Coding region: 1-5202 (1733 amino acids)
Biological process (GO): establishment of mitotic sister chromatid cohesion; replication-born double-strand break repair via sister chromatid exchange; establishment of protein localization to chromatin
Cellular component (GO): Scc2-Scc4 cohesin loading complex
Molecular function (GO): chromatin binding
Source: RefSeq, a predicted model, not a curated record